Messenger RNA from Podospora anserina S mat+, 1647 nucleotides. RefSeq lists its product as uncharacterized. NCBI's taxonomy places the organism in Eukaryota, Fungi, Ascomycota, Sordariomycetes, Sordariales, Podosporaceae. The transcript has a single exon. Gene Ontology annotation, biological process: regulation of transcription by RNA polymerase II. The record is from RefSeq and is a predicted model, not a curated record. Gene Ontology annotation, molecular function: DNA-binding transcription factor activity, RNA polymerase II-specific; zinc ion binding. The coding region runs from base 1 to 1647 and encodes 548 amino acids.
AUGCCCCCGCGCAGGUCGCACAAGAAGUCGCGGGCUGGCUGCCGUCGUUGCAAGGCGAGGAAGAUCAAGGUGUGUAUGCGCCUUUGGAUUUUCUAUUCGUCAGUUAUUGCUAACACUCAAUGCGACCAGUGCGAUGAAGUCCACCCACGAUGCGGCAACUGCGUAAAGCACGGCGUCGCUUGCGACUUUGAGCACCCCGAAGUCCUCGCCGACCUCCAAGCCGCCGCCGCAGCAGCAGCUCAAACCCCCUCCACCCCCGCGACGACUGUCAACUUCGGCUCCCCCAUCGUCCCCUCCGCCGGCCACCUUUCCCUCGCAUCCGCUCCGCUCGCCCGACCCCUCCCCCCACCUCCCAUGUCCACCACCACCGCCCCGGGACAUCGACUCCUCGAACUCAAACUCAUGCACCACUACACAGUCAUGACCUGCAAAACAUUCACCUUCACCGCACCCGUAACAGAAGACAUUUGGAAAAUCACCGUCCCCAACCUCGCCUUCUCCGGCUCCCAACACCUAGCAGACUCCAUCCUCGCCGUCGCCGCCCUCCACCUCCGAAGCAUCAACCCCAACGACAAAGAAAUCGUCCGCGCCUCCCACGCCUACAUGGCCGCCUCGCUGGAAGAAUACUCGGCCACCCUCAACCAAGGAAUCAACCACACCAACGCCGAAGCCCUGUUUCUAACCGCAGCCCUCAUAGCCUUCCAGUCCACCGCCACCCGCGUCUUCAUGAAAGACGAAGGCCUAAGCAUAAACUCCUCCUCCACCUCCUCCCUCUCCUCCGACCCAUCAAAACGCCACCAGCAACCAGGCUGCUACGCCAUCCCCUUCACCUGGUUCCACUCCUUCCAAGGCGUCAAAGCCAUCACGGCCGCCUCCUGGCAGUAUUUACGAGUUUCACCGGUGGUAACCCAGGUAAUCAACUCCCAAGCCGCCCUCCAACUCGACUUCCGCACCGGCCCAGAGACGUUUUUUGGCCAUUUGUUGGAAGGGCUAGAAGAGGAGCUGAGUAACCCCCCUUCUAGCUUUGACGCUCGGGUGCCGUUGACGUCGAGACCGUUGCCACCACCAAACAGCCCGGACCAUAUUUCUGCCACGAGACAAGCCUACCAGCAUGCGGUGGCGGUGCUGAACUGGGCGCACAAGAUCCCGCACAAGGGCGCGCCGUUGGCGUUCCCGGCUACGGUGUCCAAAAGAUUCAUUGAGCUACUUGAGGAACGGCGGCCUCGGGCACUGGCGAUUUUGGCGUGUUUUUUUGCCUUGUUGAAGUCGCUUGAUGGGGUUUGGUGGUUGCAGGGGAUGGCGAGACGGGAAGUCCUGGGGGUUGUGUCGUUGUUUAACAGUGAUUUUUUCGGGCCGGACGCGUAUAGGAAGUGGUGGCCUCAUUUGGAGUGGGCAAUGAGGAUCGCGCUUUUCGAGCCGGAGAGGGAUGGGAAUGGGCAACAGGGGGGGAUGCCGAUACCGCCAGAGGUUUGGGGGAGUGAUUGGUUUGCCGAGGAGAGGGCGCUGGAGGAGCAGGGGAGGGAGCAGGGGGAUUACUUUGGGCAUAUUGAGCUGUUGAGUCAGAUGAGCAGUGCGGUGAAUAGCAUUCCGACUGUGCCGGAGUAUGCUGCUAUGAUGGCUGGGGCUAGAGGGCAGGGGGGGAGGUGA